This is a messenger RNA of Periophthalmus magnuspinnatus, 2500 nucleotides long. RefSeq names its product SH3 and SYLF domain containing 1 (gene sh3yl1). Gene Ontology annotation, molecular function: protein binding; phosphatidylinositol binding. The record is from RefSeq and is a predicted model, not a curated record. Gene Ontology annotation, cellular component: ruffle membrane. The transcript is spliced from 11 exons. The coding region runs from base 85 to 1386 and encodes 433 amino acids. NCBI's taxonomy places the organism in Eukaryota, Metazoa, Chordata, Actinopteri, Gobiiformes, Gobiidae.
AAGGUGACGUGAGGCGGAAGUGAGCCAACAGCGCUGGAGACACCUGUGCGCAGGUAAACAGCGGAACAGAGCAGCAAAAACACGAUGGCCAACCCAAUACCCUCCAAUCUAAAAUCAGAGGCUAAAAAAGCUGCCAAAAUCCUCAGAGAAUUCACUGAGAUCAGUAACAGAAAUGGACCCGACAAACUUAUCCCACCUCAUGUGAUCGCAAAAGCGGAGGGUUUGGCCAUUAUUUCUGUGAUCAAAGCUGGAUUUAUGAUCACAGCUCGAGGAGGAAGUGGCAUCGUCAUAGCGCGACUUGCAGACAGACGUUGGUCUGCGCCUUCCGCCAUUGGGAUUGCCGGUUUAGGAGGAGGGUUUGAGAUCGGCGUAGAGGUUUCAGAUCUGGUGAUUAUCCUGAACCAACGCUCUGCCGUCGAGGCGUUCUCUAAAGGAGGGAAUCUGACGCUCGGAGGCAACUGCACUGUGGCUGUGGGGCCCAUGGGCAGAAACGUGGAGGCAGACGUGGCGUUGAGGAGUCCGGCUGCUGUCUUCACUUACUGCAGAUCCAGAGGGCUGUUCGCUGGAAUCUCACUGGAGGGAUCCGGCCUCAUCGAACGCAAAGAGACCAACCGCAAGUUUUAUGGUCGUGAAAUCAGAGCGUCGGCCAUUUUGAACGGGGACGUGGAGCCUCCCUCCGAAUGCUACGACCUGUACCACAUUUUAGAGGUAUACGCUGAAGCCUACACGGCCGACUGGAUCAGCAAGAACCCCAGCGCCAGGGCAUCCACAGCUCCAUCCAGACCUGCUCCUCCAGGGAAGAGACCUACGAACAACUACCAACCACCUCAACCCACAAACAACUAUCAGCCACCUCCAUCCACGAACUACCAGCCACCUCCAUCCACGAACUACCAGCCACCUCCAUCCACGAACUACCAGCCACCUCCAUCCACGAACUACCAGCCACCUCCAUCCACGAACUACCAGCCACCUCCAUCCACGAACUACCAACCACCUCCACCCACGAAAUACCAACCAUCUCCUCCACCUGUCCACUAUCAACAGAACCGGCCUCCACCUGCACCGCCCACCGGCAGUAAAAAUACACUGUACCCCAGCAUCUCCGUUUACAAAUCUGAUACUUCAUCGAGGCACACUCCAAAUAAUUAUGCAGGUGGCGCUGCAGCCUCAGGAGCACAAGCGUGGGGAGAUGGGGGUUCUUCAGCUCCUAUAGUUGUCACGGCGACACACCCGUUCACCGGACAACAGCCCGGUGACCUGUCAUUUGCCCCUGGUGAACACAUCACUGUCAUCACUAAAACCGAUUCUCAGUACGACUGGUGGGAAGGGCAGACGGCUGAUGGCAGAACGGGCAUCUUCCCCGCCAACUUCGUCACAUACUGAAGAAACUACAACUACAAAAGCUACAACUAUGGUGUCAACAAAGGGUAAAAAACUACAGCCACGGAAACAACAGAUUAAAGAAACUACUGAGGGAACUACAACUACAGCAAUAACAGAAGGUCAAAAAAACUGCAGCUAACUUCUAUUGAAAUUAAAACUGUAGCUAUUGAAAAAACUACAACUACAGAAACUAUAACUACCGCAGUAACAGAGGGUCCAAAAACUUACUGAAGAAACUACAACUAUGGCAAGAACAAAAGGUCAAAAUACUACUGCGGAAAAUACAACUAUGGCAACAAAGGGUAAAGGGGAAAAAAAACUACAACUACAGCAAAAAUAAAGGGUCAAAAAAACUACUGAAGAAGCUACAACUACGGAAACAACACAGGGUAAAAUAAACACUUAAGAAACUACAACUACAGCAAAAAUAAAGGGCGAAGAAACUACAAUUACGGAAACAACACAGGGUAAAAAAACUACUGAAGUAAAACUACAAUUACAGCAGAAACGGUAAAAAAACAACUGAAGGAUCUACAACUAGGGCAAAAAUGGUAAAAAAAAAAAAAAACUACUGAAGAAACUACAACUAUGGAAAUGACACGGGGUGAAAAAAAGACUUAAACUACAAAUAGUGCAAAAAUGGUAAAACAAACAAACAAAAAACACUGAAGAAACUACAAUUACAGAAACGACACAAUAAAAAAAAACUACUGAAGAAACUACAGCUAUGGAAAUAACACAGGACAAAAAAAUACUACUGAAAGAACUACAACUAGGGUACCAACUGAAGGUAAUACAAAAGACUAUCACAACGACAAAAAUCAUGUUUUUUGCUGUUAAACUAGUUACUCAAAAUAUUAGGAUCAGGUAAAAAGAAAAGGGUCACUGAAUACAAGCUUAUACCAGCAGAUAGUACUAAUGUAUUGCAUACAUAUCAAAAUGUUGCCUUUGCUUUGUAUUUACUGCCUUAAAAACUAUUGUAAUGAAAGCAGUAUAAAAUGUCUACUGUGACUUAUUUAACUUUUAGGUAUUUUGACAUCUCUGUGCUCAAACAAAAAAUUUCCCCCGUUUCAAAAUAAAAUGAUCACAUCCUGUUUUAUAUUUUCUGCUUUGA